Xenopus laevis (African clawed frog) is the source of this 2746-nucleotide messenger RNA. It is a transcript of the gene kbtbd3.S, whose product is annotated as kelch repeat and BTB (POZ) domain containing 3 S homeolog. Lineage: Eukaryota; Metazoa; Chordata; Amphibia; Anura; Pipidae. Bases 744 to 2567 code for a protein of 607 amino acids. The record is from RefSeq and is a predicted model, not a curated record. The transcript has 3 exons.
UUAGGGUUUAUAUUCCGUUUAGUAUUUGGGUUCACAAAGAUUCACAAAGGUUUUGAAAUUUGUCCGAAUCCCAAAAUAGUGGAUUUGUGCAUCCCUAGAAUGUGUGCAGUUUAAAACGUUUCAGUUAUUUUCAAAGUAGUGUCAAUUAAUUUUGGAACAAUUUCCUGUACCUUGUUAUAUUGCCCUAGCUCUAACAUUUGUUCCCCUAUCCAAAAUAUGGCAUUUAUAUUAUUUUCUAAGAUUACUCCACCUCUCCUACUGACACAAGUCACGUUGACAGUAUCAUUUAGCCCUACAAUUCCUCCAUACGUUAUUCAUUCUUAUUAAAUUAUAAAGCGCUGCCAUAGUAACUAAAAGCACAGCUACAGCCAAUCCCUGCAGAGGACUUUAUCCCAUUAAGUGUCUAAGGAGCACAUAUAAUUUUCUGCUCUGCUCUCUCUAAUUCUGCCUGCUAAUUGCUAUCAGAGUCGAGAGUAAGCCAAACACCAAUAGAAACGCUGAUACAAAAGCUCAAGGCUUCAGCAGCUGCUUAACUGCACAUCCUCAUUGGCUCCUGGAUGGAUGAUCCCUCUGUUACAAUGUCAGCUAUUUGCUUUUUCUCUGUUAAAUUUUUCAGGUGUAGCAGUGUUCAGCCAAGCCAUCCUCAUCCCUGCGUCUGCCGAGGGGGAAGUGCAGACUGCCUGCUGGGAGUAGUGUGAGCAGAGAACAUUUCAUCUGCAGACGAUCAUUGCAGGUGAAACGCUAUGGAUUACCCACGAGAUUCAUUCGGUAGGGGAGUGUGCAACGGAUUCCCUUAUGUUCAAAAGAAAAUUUCUAUUGUGUCAGAAUGUCAUGGGCAGCAGAUUUUAAGUGUUCUGCAGAACUUCAGAGACCAGAAAGCAUUCUUUGAUUUUAACAUAAUAGUGAAGGACCAGGUUAUGCCUUGCCAUCGAUGUGUUCUGGCAGCGAGCAGCGACUUCUUCAGAGCUAUGUUUGAAGUAAAUAUGAAAGAACGAGAUGGAGGAAGUGUCACGAUCAGCAACUUAUCGUCAAACGCCGUGGCCGCCUUUCUCGAUUAUGCCUACACAGGCAAAGCAGAGAUCAGCGAUGAGAACGUGGAUAUGCUCUUCCAAAUGUCCUCCUUUCUUCAGGUGCCACUACUUUCCAAAGCAUGCAGUGAUUUCCUAAUAAAAAUCAUUGAUACAAAUAACUGUUUGCAGCUGUUGUCCAUAUCGGAGAGCUACGGGUCAAUACGGCUUUUUGAUCAUGCCUUAGAGUUUUCUCUGCAGCAUUUUUCCUUGUUGACGCAGUCAAUGGAUUUCUUGGAACUGAAUAUCGGGGUUCUUGAAAAAUGUCUUGAAGAUGACUUACUGAAUGUCCCUGAAGAGGAAUCUGCAUUGGUUGCUGUUCUUGCCUGGACCAAACACAGUUUGGAUGAAAGGGAAAGAUUCUUUCCUCGAUUAUUAAGAACAGUAAGGUUGCAUCAAUUGCCCCAGUCUACACUGCAAAAGGUUCUUAUCUCCGAGAACCAGCUAUUACAAAGCACAGACUGCUUAUCAACUAUUACCUCUGCCAUAAAACGUGUAGAAGAUGCUGGUGGAUUAUUUCCAGAUGCCCGUCUUUCUACAACUGAGAAGUAUAUUUUUGUUCACAAAACUGCUGAAGAUGGAGUGAAGCAAUACACUUUUUGUUACAACUUAAAAAUGGACAAAUGGUUGGAGCUUCCUCACAUACACUUGCCUGAUCUACCAGGCUCCAGCCUAUCAAGUUAUGGGGAGAAAAUAUUCAUAACUGGGGGUUGUAAAGGGCAUUGUUGCAGAGGAAUAAGACUGCAUAUCGCUGAGCCAUAUCAUGAUGCUACUGACCAAACUUGGUGCUAUUGUCCAGCAAGUAAUAAUUCCUCUUUAGUCCCUGCCAUGAAGAAUCCCAGGACAAUGCAUACAUCUGUUAUGGCCCUCAACCAAUUAUUUGUUAUUGGUGGAAAGACUAAAGGAGCACAAGACAUAAAAAGUCUUUUAGAUGUUGAAUCUUAUAAUCCUCUUGAUAAAGAAUGGAAAUCCGUAAGCCCCUUGCCAAGAGGAAUAUACUACCCUGAAGCAAGUGCAUGCAAAAAUGUCAUCUACGUACUGGGUUCUGAAGUUGAAAUUACUGAUUCUUUCAACCCUUCUCUUGAUUGUUUCUUCAACUAUAAUGCUGAGACAAAUCAAUGGUGUGAGGUGGUGGCAGAGUUUGGGCAAUUCUUUCAUGCAACAUUAAUCAAAGCCGUACCGGUGAAUAAUACAUUAUACAUCUGUGAUCUUUCAACGUACAAAGUAUACAGCUUUUGUCCAGAAACUUUUGUUUGGAAAGGAGAAGGAUCUUUUGAAUGUGCUGGAUUUAAUGCAGGGGCUGUUGGGAUUGAGGAUAAAAUUUAUAUAUUAGGAGGUGAUUAUGCCCCCGAUGAAAUCACGGACGAGGUGCAAGUCUACCAUAGCAACAGAUCUGAGUGGGAGGAAGUUUCUCCAAUGCCACGGGCUCUCACAGAAUUUUACUGUGAAGUCAUUCAGUUCAAUAAAUAUAGGGACCCCUGGGGAACAAGCCAUUUGUAAACCUGUCUACUGUAUUAUGGAUGCUUACAUGUUAGCAGAGAUUUCCGUUUUGUUUUUGCAAAAGAUUUUUGUAAAUGAUAGUACAGGUAUGGGACCUGUUAUCCAGAAUGUUCAGGACCUGGGGUUUUCUGGAUAAUGGAUCUUUCCGUAAUUUAGAUUAUAUCUUAAGUCUACUAGAA